AUGGGAGUCUCCUGGAUCUCAUACAGAAAGAAGCACGAGCUCGAGGCUAUCCUUCUCGAUCUCGGCCUGGAGCAGAACGGCACGGUCGAGGAACAGCGAGCCCGACUGUACGCGUUCGCCAGGCAACCGGAGCACUCCGAGGACACACUGAUCCGGCUUGGGGAAUUGGAACGCAAAUACACCCCCUCCAGAGACGUUAAGCCACCGUCGCGAAUAGCACCCUACCAGGAGAAGGGACGCGAGGGAAAUCGGAGGGCACCGCACGCGCCGGUGCAUCCCAGUCCGACGCAGGCAUCUGCUCGAUGGUGGUCGACAAAGCGACCAAAUGGGGACUGUCUUUCGACGGCACCUCCGACGCUCAGCUUCGUGGAACACAUCGAAGAACGAGCGGAUACCUACCGGAUUGACCGGAAGUAUUUGUCGCACGCUAUCAUCGUCCUCCUGACUGGCCGAGCGGAGAGCUGGUUCCGAACCAGUGAUCUGCAGGGACGGACCUGGACCGAAGUCCGCCGGGAAUUUUUGGAGUUUUUCCUGCCGCCCCGGUAUUACCAACGCCUCGACGACGAGAUCCGCUCUCACUUCCAGAAAGUGAAUGAGCCUUUCAAGGAAUACCUGGUGGACCUUCGCCUCCAGAUGCGCCGCGCUGGAUUCUCACCAGAGCAAGAAUUGGAACGAGUCUACGAGAACAUGCUGCCCGAGUAUCAGAUGUUCACCCGCCGUCAGGACUUUAAGACGUUGACCGAGCUUACACACCUGGUGGUCAACUACGAAGUUGCCCGCAGCCGCGGAGGCCGACCCGUCCGUGGAUACCCGUCAACAAACCCAGACGCUGAGUAUCCACCCCAGAGCAGAAACGCACGACCUAGGGCGAACCCUGCUCACACACCGAAGGUGCCACGCCCUGGGAACGCGACCAACGACGCCGCCAGUCGAGGCAACGGAGGAAACUCCAACCAAGGGGCCACGCCCACCAGGUCAACCGACCCCAGCACCACCUGCCGAAUCUGCGGCCAGGCUGGUCACUACGCCACGGAAUGCCGGAACCAGAGGACCAUGUUCUGCUGGGACUGCGGCCGCCAAGGCAGGGAGCUCACGCAGGCCCUGCGAAUCACGAUCCAGCUGGGAAAGGCUCGGGUCAGCGUCUCUGCCCUCAUCAUGGCGGAUGUGCUGGACGACCUCCUACUCGGCAUGGACUUCCUGUGCUAUGGCGGAGCCACACUACAGUCGGUUCAGCGAAACCCAUUUCGCAAAGGGGCCAAGAGAGUCCGCUUCAGCGACCUGGAACCACCGCCACCAUCCUGCGGUAUCGUUGACGCUGAGUACGACGCCGAGGAGGAACCAAAAUCCAGAGGCCACAAGGAAAACUACCCGGAGCCUUGGAUAGGGAAGUUUCUCGAGCGAGAGCUGUCCCGCUUCAACAAUAUCGCCAACGUCUCCCACAUCGCCGAGCACAAGAUCGUGAUGCGCCACGAUCGCCCUAUCAAGCAACGAUAUUAUCCACGGAAUCCCGCGAUGAGGGCCGUCAUCGACCAACAGAUGGACGAGCUUAUCCGCGACGGACGCAUAGAGCCUUCCAAGAGCCCCCAUAGCGCGCCGAUAGUCAUCGCGGCAAAGAAGAAUGGAGAGGCCAGGAUGUGCAUCGACUACAGGCAGUUGAAUGACAAUUCGAUCCCCGACGCUUACCCGUUGCCGCGGAUCCACCACAUUUUGGAGCGGCUGCGAAACGCCCGCUAA
This is a messenger RNA of Drosophila ficusphila, 1734 nucleotides long. RefSeq lists its product as uncharacterized. NCBI's taxonomy places the organism in Eukaryota, Metazoa, Arthropoda, Insecta, Diptera, Drosophilidae. The record is from RefSeq and is a predicted model, not a curated record. Gene Ontology annotation, molecular function: zinc ion binding; nucleic acid binding. The transcript is spliced from 3 exons. The coding region runs from base 1 to 1734 and encodes 577 amino acids.